AAUAAUGGCAAGCUACUUUGGAGAAGUAAUACAACCUAGUUCAAGGGCUUUUUGGAACGAUGAUGAUGAUGACGAAAUUAUUGACAGUAAUCAAGAAAAUAGAGGAUUCGUAAUUAAAUGGCUUGAAGAAGAACCAUCAUUUUUCGAAAAAUUGUUGGUUAUUGAAGGAGAAAUGAUGACUGACUUUGCAACUAAUUGCCUAUUUGAAAGCACUACCCGCUGUAUUUGCACCAUAGGUUGUGAAUCUGACAAGUACUUUACAAAAGUGUAUCAAGUUGGAGAUCUAUGCAUUUGUGUUAUUGGUAUAAAGCUCGAUUUGGCACUUACUGGACAGUUGUCUUCAGCUAUGAUCCCAUUGUUAAACAAAGCAAGGCAUUUAAUUUUACUUUUGGCAGAGCAUGUAUCGCGUUUUAAAAGUGAAGUAGACAACAGUUCAGAAUCUUUUUUGAAGUCGUUAUGCUCUCAAAAAGCAAGAAUGGACAAAAAUCUCAAAACUCCUCCAUUGAAUCAGCCAAACAUUGUUUCAGGCGUGUGUGCUGGAGUGUUGUCUUAUGCAGAAAUAGCUGAUUUGCAUUGCAUUAUGUAUAUACUUUACACAGAUACGUUUACAUUGGACUCCAAAAAUUCGUUACCACUUGCAAAAUUAUUUUCGGAAACAUUUGGUAAAUCAAUUUCCAAAUUUUCAGCUGGAGAUACAAGUUGCUUCAAUAAAGGAAAUUUGUACAUGUAACA
Copidosoma floridanum is the source of this 732-nucleotide messenger RNA. It is a transcript of the gene PSMG1, whose product is annotated as Proteasome assembly chaperone 1. Gene Ontology annotation, cellular component: endoplasmic reticulum. NCBI's taxonomy places the organism in Eukaryota, Metazoa, Arthropoda, Insecta, Hymenoptera, Encyrtidae. Gene Ontology annotation, biological process: proteasome core complex assembly. The record is from RefSeq and is a predicted model, not a curated record. Gene Ontology annotation, molecular function: proteasome binding.